This is a messenger RNA of Raphanus sativus (radish), 1918 nucleotides long. Its product is annotated as amino acid permease 5. The coding region runs from base 271 to 1701 and encodes 476 amino acids. The transcript has 5 exons. Gene Ontology annotation, cellular component: plasma membrane. The record is from RefSeq and is a predicted model, not a curated record. Lineage: Eukaryota; Viridiplantae; Streptophyta; Magnoliopsida; Brassicales; Brassicaceae.
ACUCUCAAGCAUUCACAAUCUCACAGACUUUUCUUCUCAAUUUCUUCUCUUCCAUUAAAGAAUAUUUGGUCCAGAGAAAACCACAACACAUUCUUCUCUCCUGACCGUUGUUAUAUUUGGAAAUAAAAAAUCCAAUCUCUCUUUCAUUCCACUCCAUUCAAAAUUCGAGAUCUAACCGAUAAAACAGCCAAAAACGUCAGAGCAGUUUUCUGUUGGAAAAAAAUAAAAUUUUGACUGUUAUUUUGAAUUGUGUUUGUCAAAAAGAAGAAGAUGGUCGAGGAUGUCAAGAAUGUUCAGGGAGAUGUACUUCCUCGAAGCAGCUCCGACUUAUUAGACGAUGAUGGCCGUCCCAAGCGAACCGGGACGGUGUGGACAACAAGUGCACAUAUCAUAACGGCAGUAAUUGGGUCUGGAGUAUUGUCUCUGGCAUGGGCUAUUGCUCAGCUUGGUUGGGUGGCUGGUCCAGUAGCAAUGCUACUCUUCUCUUUCGUCAGUUAUUACACUUCUACUCUCCUCGCUUCUUGUUACCGCUCCGGGGACCCUGUCACCGGCAAGAGAAACUACACUUACAUGGACGCUAUCCACUCCAACCUUGGUGGCAUUAAGGUGAAAUUAUGUGGAGUUGUGCAGUAUGUUAAUCUCUUUGGUACUGCAAUUGGAUACACUAUUGCAUCAGCUAUAAGCCUCAUAGCAAUCCAGAGGACAACUUGCCUACAUAACAAUGGGGGAAAAGAACCAUGUCCUGUCAAUGGCAGUGCUUACAUUAUUGGGUUCGGUGUACUACAAAUCCUAUUAUCUCAGAUUCCUGAUUUUGAUCAGUUAUGGUGGCUGUCCCUCGUUGCUGCAGUCAUGUCUUUUGGUUACUCCACCAUUGGGCUUGGCCUUGGAAUCUCCAAAGUGGUUGAGAACAAAGAGAUUAAAGGCACUCUCACUGGAGUCGCCAUUGGGACAGUGACACCCACCGAGAAAAUGUGGAGAACCUUUCAGGCUCUUGGAAAUAUUGCGUUUGCCUACGCUUACUCCAUGAUUUUCGUCGAGAUUCAGGACACGUUAAAAUCACCCCCUUCUGAAGAAAUUACGAUGAAGAAAGCAGCUCUAGUAAGUGUGGCAGUGACGACCUUCUUCUACACGCUCUGUGGCUGCAUAGGGUAUGCAGCAUUCGGAGAGUCUGCACCAGGAAACCUCCUCGCUGCUGGAGGAUUCACAGACCCAUAUUGGUUGCUUAACAUAGCUAAUGUCGCCAUAUUGAUCCAUCUAAUCGGAGCUUACCAAGUCUAUGCACAACCAAUCUUUGCCUUUGUCGAGAAAAAAGCUUCCAAGAUGUUUCCAGAGAGUAAGUUCGUCACAAAAGAGACCGAGAUUCCAUUCUUUUCUGGAUCCAAGCCCUUCAAUUUCAAUCUCUUUAGGCUCGUGUGGAGGACGGUCUUUGUGAUUAUAAUAACGUCGAUCUCAAUGCUAAUGCCUUUCUUUAACGAUGUUGUUGGUCUCUUGGGAGCCAUUGGUUUUUGGCCUCUAACAGUUUAUUUCCCUGUGGAAAUGUACAUUGCACAGAAGAAUUUGCCGAGCUGGAGCAAAAGAUGGGUUAGUCUUCAAGUCUUGAGUUUGGUUUGUCUUAUUGUCUCUUUAGCUGCGGCAGCAGGAUCAGUAGUUGGCAUUGUUAGUAAAAUCAAGACUUACAAACCUUUCGAGUCGGAUUUCUGAGAGGCUAUCAAAAAAGUAAAAAAUCCUGCAAUACGGAUGAAACUAGAAUACUUUGUAAUCUUCAAAUAAUGUUGAAAAACAAAAAUUUUGUAUUUUAAAUCUCUACUAGGUGACUGACCCGCACCCUGUGCGGAUAUAAAAAUAUAUUGUAUAAUAUCGAUUGAGUUCAAAUGUAGGAGAAUGUGGAAUCUCUCAGAGUUUCAAUGCUGAAACAUGA